GUGUGGGUCUGUUGUGUCUGUGAUCGCUGUGGUGUCGAAGCGUCUGUGAAUGUGUGUCACUGCAGAAACAUGGGGGAAGCAGAGACUGUGCCAUCCGACGACAAACAAGCAGAAACCGGCUUCUGUAGCGCCGACGAAUCGAUUGUGUGGAGUCAAGAAGUAGAAGUGUGUCUUUUCCACGCAAUGCUGGGUCAUAAACCCGUAGGAGUGAAUCGUCAUUUCCACAUGAUCUGUAUUCGCGAUAAGUUCAGUCAGAACAUCGGCAGGCAGGUGUCCUCUAAAGUCAUCUGGGAUCACCUGAGCACCAUGUACGACAUGCAGGCGCUGCACGAAUCAGAAAUACUCCCGUUUCCAAACUCGGAGAAGAGCUUUGUGCUGCCUGAAGAGAUCAUACAGGACGUCAAGGAAGGUAAAGUGGGAUCUGAAGACGAAGUGAAGGAGGAGUUCAAAGAAGAGCGUGACCCACCCGCGACCCAUGAAGAAGGUCUGGGUCCCAGUAUGGCUGGCCAGGAUUUUGCGAGCAAUUCCUCGGUGAAGAUGUCAGAGAGGUCGGGCAGCGGGCGCGAGAAAGAGAGAGAGCGGGCAGAGAGGGGGGGCUCAGGUGAGACUGGCAGCGGGUCGAAAGAAUCAGCCGGGGAAAAGAGGAAGAGGAGCCGAGCCGUGGAGAAGGUGAUGAACUCCAGCAACCCCUCCAGCCCCGGAGGAGCCAAGCGCCGCAGGACGUAACCGCAGCUUGCAGCAGGACGACUUGGGACAUCAGACAUUUGAAAAGAACUGACAGAGAAGGGUGUAGCUAAUAUUGGUCCCGCUAGAGCCAAUGUGAAAGUGAAAUGACAUGGCGAGCCGGGGAUGUGUGAUGUUCGUGUGCGUUAUCUGCAGUCCACAGGUUCACUGCGAGAGGCGUUCUGAGCUGUUCACUGACAGAUGGAGGAAAUCUAGACGAAGGAAAGUCUUUGGUGGUUGUGUAGGAUCUGACUAGACUGAUGGGGAAAGUGUGAUAAACAAAUCAGCUUUCCUCUGCUGAGUUUGGACACAAAACAGCAACUUUUUAAAAAGAUUUGUGGGAAUUUUAAGUGGUAGCUUUAUUUUAUUUUCGUCAGAGCAGACGUUCUUGAGACGGACCAGAGAAUCAACUAGUCUGUUGUGUGAUUUAUUAGAAAUUACACUGCAAAUAAGUUGAGCUAGAUGUGUUAUUAACUGUAUGAAAUAACUUGAUUCUAUUAGCCAAUUAGACGGUCAUUGAUCAAAUGCUUAGGAAAUAGUGAUUGAUAUUUGCACUGUUUCUGAGUCAUGUUUGAUUGAAAUAUUUGACCGAAUGUGUGUUAAACAUAUCAGGAGUAUGUCCCUGAUUAAAAAAAUGGUAUCGAA
Molecule: messenger RNA, 1368 nt
Organism: Cyprinus carpio (common carp)
Lineage: Eukaryota; Metazoa; Chordata; Actinopteri; Cypriniformes; Cyprinidae
Product: MRG/MORF4L-binding protein-like
Biological process (GO): regulation of transcription by RNA polymerase II
Cellular component (GO): nucleus; NuA4 histone acetyltransferase complex
Source: RefSeq, a predicted model, not a curated record